CACAGACCCGGGUUCAAGUCUCACUUCUACUGCUCAUUAGGGUCUUUGGACAAAGUACCCCAGCUCUCUGUGCAGCUAACCUGCAAAAUUCCAAGAAUAAUCCAACCUCGGGGGACUGGCGAGGAUUCAUCAGGUGCGUGAGAUGAGCGUGAAACUCGUGCUCCCUUAUUCUGCUCCUAACCGCCCUGUCUCCUCCACCAGGGUGUGAGCGUCUGUGGGGGUAGGAACCGUUUCUGAGCUACAGGAUACUCUUUUAUCCCAGUGCCAAAAUAGUGCUUUGCCUAUUAUAAAAAAUGAGAGAAAUAAAAUAAAAGCGAAUUUAUAUGUGACCCAGAAUCUAGAACAGAGCUCUCUCUCUCUCAGCAAGGCCUAUUAGCUAAAAAAGUUCUGCUGCUCUCUGUCCUCCGAACAAAGACUUGUUCUGUGUCCCCAGACAGUAAAUAAAACAGUUCCUGUCCACACACGGAAACAAACAGAAACUGAACUGAACACCGAAACUGAAACUGUUUGUCUCUUCCUGAGAAACGAGCAAACCUGAAAGGUGCUCUCUGAGCUUCAGAGAGAAAAAAUGGUUGUAGAUCUCCGGACUUGGGAGCAGACAUUUCAAGAACUAAUCCAAGAGGCAAAACCCUGGGCCAAAUGGACGCUGAAGUUGGAUGGAAACCUUCAGCUAGACUGCCUGGCUCGAGGGUGGAAGCAAUACCAACAGAGAGCAUUUGGCUGGUUCCGGUGUUCUUCCUGCCAGCGAAGCUGGGCUUCCGCCCAGGUGCAGAUUCUGUGCCACACGUCCUGGGAGCACUGGACAUCUCAGGGCCAGGUGCGUAUGAGGCUCUUUGGCCAAAGGUGCCAGAAGUGCUCCUGGUCCCAAUAUGAGAUGCCUGAGUUCUCCUCGGAUAGCACCAUGAGGAUUCUGAGCAACCUGGUGCAGCAUAUACUGAAGAAAUACUAUGGAAAUGGUGCGAGGAAGUCUCCGGAAAUGCCAGUAAUCCAUGAAGUGGCCCUGGAAGGAUCCCAUGACACAGCCAAUUGUGAGGCAUGCACUCUGGGCAUCUGUGGACAAGGCUUAAAAAGCUACAUGACAAAGCCAUCCAAAUCCCCACUCUCCCACCUAAAGACUGGGAAUUCCUCACCUGGAAUUGGUGCUGCAUACAUCCCAGACCAAGGCAAGAACCAGUCAGCUGAGACAAAAGAGGCUAAGGGGAGAGGGUAUGAGAAAUUAGGGCCCAGUCGAGACCCAGAUCCAUUGAACAUCUGGGUCUUUGUUUUGCUGCUUGUAUUUAUUAUAGUCAAAUGCUUUACAUCAGAAUGAUGAAAAUAGGCUUGCCACCUUCUCUUGUUUUAAUUCCAUGGUAAUCAAUGAACUGGCUGCCAUUUUAAUAUAACUGAGAAUUUGCUUUGAGACCAAGCAGGAUCAAGUUUGUAGAAUAAACACUGGUUUCCUAGUUAUCCUCUGAAAACAGUGUAAAACAUGACCAAACACAUAAUAAAUUUAGUAAUAAACAUUGUCGAAUUGCUAAAAAGUCUUCAAUCAUUCAUUCACUAAGUCAUUCCGUGAUAUCAACAUAGCUCAGAAAGUGUGGUAGGCUGAAUAAUGGUCUCUCCCAACAUAUGCACAUCUUAAUCCCCAGAACCUAUAAACAUGUUACUUUACAUGGCAGAAUGGACUUUGCGGAUGUAAUUAAGGACCUUGAAAUAGGUAGAUUAUUUCAUAUUGUCCAGGUGGAUAAGAACCAGGAUUUUAUAACAGGGAGGCAACAAGCUCAAAAUCAGAAAAAGAUCUGUCAAUGGAACAAGCGGUUGAAGUGCUUUGAAGCUGGAGGAAGAGGUCACAGGCCAAAGAGUACAGGCAGCCUUUAGAAACCCAAAAGGACAAAGAAACAAAUUCUCCCCUGGAGUCUCCAGAAGGAACCAGCCCUGCCUGCACGUGGCUUUAGCCCAGUGACACUGAUUUUGGACAUCUGGCCUUCAGAAGUGCUUGCACUUAAACUUGUCUUGUUUUAAUGCA
Messenger RNA from Chlorocebus sabaeus (green monkey), 2005 nucleotides. It is a transcript of the gene RTP4, whose product is annotated as receptor transporter protein 4. Gene Ontology annotation, molecular function: olfactory receptor binding. Gene Ontology annotation, cellular component: cytoplasm. Gene Ontology annotation, biological process: protein insertion into membrane; protein targeting to membrane; detection of chemical stimulus involved in sensory perception of bitter taste. Lineage: Eukaryota; Metazoa; Chordata; Mammalia; Primates; Cercopithecidae. The record is from RefSeq and is a predicted model, not a curated record.